Malus domestica (apple) is the source of this 1875-nucleotide messenger RNA. The record is from RefSeq and is a predicted model, not a curated record. NCBI's taxonomy places the organism in Eukaryota, Viridiplantae, Streptophyta, Magnoliopsida, Rosales, Rosaceae.
AUGAUGAUUCAGAUCAAUAAACAGCCAGUGCUCCUGCCUCCGCCGCCGCCGCAAGGGUGUUUGACGACGGCUGCUAUUCCGACAAGAGCAGCCCGAAACCUCCUUGUCCUCAACGCACCCACAAGGUCAACAACAAUUCCGACAACUAUUUCAAUGGCUCGUCAAGUCCGACAUUCGGUCCUCCCAAUAAUCCCGAUGAUGAAAAGAAGAGGAAGAAGAGCAAUGGCGGCUUCCGAUUCGGUUUCGGCUGCUGCUGUUGUCGACGUGGAUAUGGGGAUUCGGAGGAAGAAGAAUAACAAGAAUAACAAGGUUUUUAAGGCGUACGGCGACCCCUGCCUCGAUCUCUCCCCUUGGCCUGGUCCCACGAUCCUCUCACCACUCUCAAGCUCAUCUUCAACCUCUCUUCCUGCGGUAUCGACGGAUCGAAAUGGUACAGUGAAGCUUUUUGAAUUCGCAGCUGUUUGGCUCCACCACAACCACCCCAACACUCUGUUACGCAACUUCGGCUCUCUUGCCGACUCCUUCGGUCCUUUGUUCACCCUGCUCGACGUUCUGUACGGCAUCCUCGUUCCUCCUCAGGAUCAGCUGGAUCACACACUGGAGGAGUUACUCCAACGCGAGAAUCCGAAUUCUCAUGCUGAUCGGUACGCCCACGACCCGACUUACAGGCUUUUGCACGACCGGGGUAUGGAUGCUUUUGCGGAGCGGUUGAAGUCCGAUCUUGAAAAAUUGAAGCAGAACAAGCUCGAGCUCAAGCCGUGUGAUUAUGAUGACGAUGUUGACGAUGAUACCGACUACAAUGCUAAACGCGGUUCUCUUGAUGCUUAUGCUUAUCAUGAUCUUCUCGUUUCUUUGGCAAUAGAUUGUUUGCUUACAGGGAACCCUUGGGAGGCACAUAAGGGGCGCUCCAUUUCGCUGGAAGAAAGCACUGCGAGGAGGCUUCUCACCCCCGAAUCAGAUGUAUCGCGGGAGUGGGAGCGGCUGAGGAAGGAGGUUUUGGCGCCCUUGAAAAACUACUCUAGUCGUCAAAGUCGGUUUGGCAGGUGGGAGCGCUGCGAGGUGAAGAAGUACUUGGAGGAGGUGAAAGCAGCAACAACAAUUAUAAAGCCCGACGCUUUACUUCCAUAUGACAUCCUACGCUAUCUGGAAGAUGGUAAUGUUGGGGAAGCGGCAGAGCUUCAAUGGAAGGCAAUGGUGCAAAAGGUCAAGGAGGGCGGCAAAUUCAAAAACUGCUGGGCUGUAUGUGACAACGGCUGGUGCCAGUCAUGGAGUUUGAGUUUGGGACUUUUGGUGUAUGAACUGAGUGAAGAGCCAUGGAACCGAAAAGUGAUGAAUUUCAGUCUGCCUGAUUCCCGCUGUAAGUUUAUUCCGCCCAUUCAUUUUUUGCCCCAGCUGCAUUCCAUUCAGGGCCUCGACGAUGUUAAGUCCAAGUUCUCCUUUCUGACGAGAAUGGAGAGGAGAAUGGACAUAAGCAGCAUAUGUAUUGAUAUACAAAUGGUGUUUGAUGCGAUCUUGGAAGUUGUUGUCAAGGAGAAUUUGAAGCCAGAGCAGAUGAUCAAGAAGCUGUUUCUGUUCACCGACUGCGCAGGCUAUGAUUGGAAGGGUUACGAGAAUCUGUAUGAGGCCGUACGGAGCAUGUUCGGGGACAAGGGGUAUGGGGAUGAUGCGGUGCCACACAUUGUGUUUUGGGAUUUUUGGUGGGGGUAUCGUUCUCCAUCCUUUGAUUUUCCUCAUAGAGGGGUGACGGUGUUGCGUGGCUACUCCGAAAAUUUGGUCAAAUCCUUCCUGGACAAUGGUGGGGAUUUUCGCCCUCACCAUCUCAUGGAAGUAGCCAUUGCCGACAAAGAAUAUCAAACUCUUGCUGUAGUCGACUGA